This is a messenger RNA of Phascolarctos cinereus (koala), 3284 nucleotides long. RefSeq names its product mediator of cell motility 1 (gene MEMO1). NCBI's taxonomy places the organism in Eukaryota, Metazoa, Chordata, Mammalia, Diprotodontia, Phascolarctidae. The record is from RefSeq and is a predicted model, not a curated record.
CCCGAGGGCGGGGGGGGGGCGGCGGAGUGGUGUGUCGGAGCGGCUAGGCGGGCCCUGCCCCAGAGGGGGAGCAGUGGCAACUCCGGGGGCCGGCGCCAGGGCUCUGCCGCGGUCUGGGAGGCCGCCGCGGGCCCCUUCUUGCGGCCGUCCGCGUGCAUGGUGAUCCGGGACGGGGCCGCCGCCGCCAUCUCCUCCUCCUCUUCCUCCUCCUCCGCUGCCGCCUCCUCCUCUUCCUCCUCCUCCUGGGUCGGGCCGAUCCCCUCCCCGCGGCCGCCUCCUCCUGGGCUGGGCCCGCGGUGCCUCGUCCCCUCCCCGAGCCGUUCCUGCAGCCGCCGCCGCCGCCGCCUCCUCAUUCAUCCUCGUGCACCAUAGGCGGCACAGGUUCCAAGAUGUCCAACCGAGUGGUCUGCCGGGAAGCCAGUCACGCCGGGAGCUGGUACACAGCCUCAGGUCCUCAGCUGAAUGCACAAUUAGAAGGUUGGCUCUCACAAGUACAGUCCACAAAAAGACCUGCUAGAGCCAUUAUUGCCCCCCAUGCAGGAUAUACUUACUGUGGGUCUUGUGCUGCUCAUGCUUACAAACAAGUGGAUCCAUCUAUUACCCGGAGAAUAUUCAUCCUUGGGCCUUCCCAUCAUGUGCCCCUAUCUCGAUGUGCACUUUCCAGUGUGGAUAUAUAUAGAACACCUCUGUAUGACCUUCGUAUUGAUCAAAAGAUUUAUGGAGAGCUAUGGAAAACAGGAAUGUUUGAGCGCAUGUCUCUACAGACAGAUGAAGAUGAACACAGUAUUGAAAUGCAUUUGCCUUAUACUGCUAAAGCCAUGGAAAGCCAUAAGGAUGAGUUUACCAUUAUUCCUGUAUUGGUUGGAGCUCUGAGUGAGUCAAAAGAACAGGAAUUCGGAAAACUCUUCAGUAAAUAUCUAGCGGAUCCUAGUAAUCUCUUUGUGGUUUCUUCUGAUUUCUGCCAUUGGGGUCAAAGGUUCCGUUACAGUUACUAUGAUGAAUCCCAGGGGGAGAUUUAUAGAUCCAUUGAACAUCUAGAUAAAAUGGGCAUGAGUAUUAUAGAACAACUAGACCCCGUAUCUUUUAGCAAUUACUUGAAGAAAUACCAUAACACAAUAUGUGGAAGACAUCCCAUUGGGGUGUUGCUAAAUGCUAUCACAGAGCUCCAGAAGAAUGGAAUGAAUAUGAGCUUUUCAUUUUUGAAUUAUGCCCAGUCAAGCCAGUGUAGAAACUGGCAAGACAGUUCAGUGAGUUAUGCAGCUGGAGCACUUACAGUCCACUGAAGCUCUGAAUACUCAGGGAUACCACCUGCACAUACUCAUUCUCUAAAUGGGGUCCCAGCCUAGCCCUUACAAAGAUACAGUUCCUGGUCUUUGGGGAUACUGAAACCUCAAAAUUAAUAGAACUUUCUUCUCUUUUCUAGUAGGUGUAGUCCUUCCUUAAUUUCAACUCAUUAUAAAAUGCUUUCUUGUUUAGGACAAUGAAGGAAGGCUGGCUUCAAAAUAUUUUAUAAUUUAAAAAAGUGAUGAUGGAUGUAAAGUCAUGGUGGCAGAUGGUCCUUCAAAUACAACCUGUAAAGCAUUUACCAUAUUCUAAAUUUGCACUCUUUGCAGACCUGUGCACAUGUAUUCAGCUUUCAGAAUAGUUUUGCAAAUUGUAAACAAACAAAAAAGGGUGGAAGCUUUUUAAUAAUGAAAAUUGCAUUUAUAAAUGAUCUGUAUUAGAAUAUAAUAAAUCUCCAGUAUAGUCAACUACUACCCAUGUUGUACAACAGAUACCUUCUAUUUUAGUUGCUAAUAAAGGGCUACACAACUCAAAUUAGUCUGAUUUAAACUUAUUGCUCUGUGCAUAUGUGUAGAUUGUUUCUCAUUAACUUCAUCUUAGUAUUUUUAUGUUCAGUUUGGAAAACAGCUCCUUUGUAAGAUAGUUGAGGAUGUGUUUUAUAUUUAUAUGAAGACUAUUUCAGUUACAGAAAUUAAUAUAAUGUUAUAAUUUAUAAGUUGGCUUUUCAAAGCUACAUACAGUAUGCCAAAUUGCUUUUAGGUAUAUGAAAUCAAUUUUUGUCACUAAAUACCAUGUUAUAAUAAACUUUACAUUCAAAUUUGGCAAAAUAGGGUUGAUUUUAGCCCUUCAGCUGCAAAGAUUGUUUGCAGGAUGCUAGUUUGCAAAGAUUGUGGAACAUGUCUUGUCUUUUAUGGUUAUUGCCAAAUAGUUGCCACUGUGUUUCACAGUGCUUUAAAAAAUUCAACCUUGUUUUGUACUUAUCUUUUUCAGUAAGAAAUAAUUUUUUAAAAAUCCCUUACUGUUCCUACAAUUCCACUAUUUAAAUGGUAAUUCGUUUUCUUUCCUCUUGCUUAAUUUAGACUAAAUUAGACUUAAUUUGACUAAAAAAUGUCAUGGUAGUGGUUGUUAUUUGUGCAUCCUGUGUGUGCUAGAUUGCGUUAGCAUAGUCUAGUAGUUGAUUUCCCAGCUAUUGAAUUCAGUUUUAAAAUCUUCAGUACAAUAUCUGACAAGCACAAUACUUAGGUGCCUUGCACCAAAUGUAUUCAGAUAUUUGAUUUUGCUAUUUAUCAAGCAUUAAAUUUUUUUUCUACUCAAGGAGUGAUUUAAAUUUCUAAAUGGAGUAAAAGUGUCCUGUGCAUCUCUGUGGAAAAGUAUGUCUUUAGAUCAGAUAUCUGCAAUUUAAAUCCUGGCAUGUUCAUAAGGAAAUUUUUUGGAGGGGGUAGUGAGAUAUUACAAUCACUUUUGCUUUAUGGAUUUAAAUGAAUUACAACAAAAUUGAUUGUGAUAUGUGUUUUUUUCUUUUUUUUUAAAGCCAACCAUUAUCCCUCCUAGUAAUGUUACUAUAAAAUUUACAAUGUAUUUUCUGGGAAAAGUUUUCCAGCUUGAUGAGUUGUAAUUUCCUACUUAAAGAAAGAGGAUAAGAUGAUGGCCAGGCCUGUUAAAUGCUGGCAUUGUAGUACAGGGACUGCUUUUAUAGUAUUUUUUGAAGUGUAAUCACCUAAUCACCUCUACCCUUUUCCAAGAACACAGGAACAUCUGCCAUGCCUGGGAAUCCCCUGGCUCCACACUUAUACCUCCUAGAAUUUAGUGCAACUACUUUUUUUGCUUGCUUCCCCCCCCUUUUUUUUUGGUAUAUAUUUACAGUGUCUCAGAGAGUUGGGCUACUGUAGCACACUUCAAUAAUGAGUGCCACUGUAACCCAGCCUGAAAUUUCUUAGUGUCCUACUUUGUCAAUUCUGGAAAUUUGGUAUUCUGGUAAAAAUAAAUUUGCUUUAAAUGGA